UUACUUUGCUCCUCCAACGCCAAUAGUGAAUCAGUUCAGCUCCAACUAAAUUACAGAAUCGCAGAACCUUAACUUGGAAACCUUUUCAAGCCAAACUAAGAUGUCGAACCAGAUUGCAGCUGAUGGCCAAACUGAGAUCACCCACAUGGAUGCUGAUUUGUACGAGGCUUUGUAUGAAAGUGAUAUCAGAAUCCUCGAGAGAAAGUACUCAGAAGCUCAUCUUCAACUCCAACAAACCCCAAAAAGGAACACUGUCCUCCACAUUGCAGCCCAGUUCGGUCAGCUGGCAUCCGUUGAGUGGAUCCUUCACUUUCAUUCAUGUUCACCUCUACUGCAGCAGCCCAAUCGGAAAGGCGACACUCCACUUCACCUUGCUGCGAGAGAAGGCCAUGGGGCGAUUGUGAAAGCUCUCCUUGACGCCGCAAAAACACUUCACCAAGAGAUCGAAAGUGGGGUUGGAACAGACAAGGCGAUGUUGAGGAUGACCAAUAAGGAGAAAGACACAGCCUUGCAUGAGGCAGUACGGUAUCAUCAUUCAGAGAUUGUGGUGUCAUUGAUUGAGGAAGACCCUGAGUUUAUCUACGGUGCAAAUAUUACAGGCUACACUCCUGUUUACAUGGCUGCCGAGAGAGGAUAUGGAGACUUGGUGUGUAUAAUUAUAGACAAAACUCGCGCUUCACCAUCUCACAGUGGCAUAAUGGGUAGAACGGCUUUGCAUGCUGCUGUAAUUCGUGAGGACCAAGACAUGAUAGCGAAGUUAUUGGAAUGGAAGCCAGAUCUAACAAAAGAAGUUGAUGAAAAUGGGUGGUCUCCCCUUCACUGUGCUGCAUACUUGGGUUGUACUAAAAUUGCGGAGCAAUUACUAGACAAAUCAUCAGAUAAGUCUGUAACUUACCUUGCAAUCAAAGAUACCAAGAAAACAGCACUUCACUUUGCAGCUAACCACCACCAUAGAGAGACAGUAAAGCUUCUGCUCUCACACUCUCCAGAUUGUUGCGAGCAGGUUGAUGAUCAGGGAAAUAAUUUUCUUCACUUUGCGGCAAUGAGCAAACGGCCUUUUGCUAUUGAUGAUUUGUUCCCGAAUGACAAUAAGUUAAGAGUGAGAGGACUUGUAAAUGAGAAGGAUGCUAAAGGAGACACACCCCUCCACCUGCUUUCUUCUUGCCAAUGUUAUAAUCCAGUUUUCUCAAUGGACAAUGAAGUGGAUAAAAUGGCACUCAACGACGAUAAGUUAACUGCCCUAGACAUUCUUUCAAGGGCUAACAUUUAGUCGGGACAAAUG
Molecule: messenger RNA, 1282 nt
Organism: Vitis riparia (riverbank grape)
Lineage: Eukaryota; Viridiplantae; Streptophyta; Magnoliopsida; Vitales; Vitaceae
Product: ankyrin-2-like
Exons: 2
Coding region: 101-1270 (389 amino acids)
Molecular function (GO): protein binding
Source: RefSeq, a predicted model, not a curated record